CGCGAAGGUGACUCAUUUUAAAAUAAUUCCAUCUUUCCCAUUUGUCUCAGUCUUCCUUUCACCUUCCGUUCUUCCCUCUCUUUCUUCGUCGUGGAUUCUUCACUUUUCCCCCAAGCUUGUCUUUGUACAGACAUCAAUUCCCGGCUAAUAGCUCUUGUCCACUCUCCCUCACCACACUAUCCCUUCAUUAGAUCAAUCAAGCCUCAAGGUAUAUAUACGUGCAUGCAUAUAGUCCACUAAAGUAACAAACAAAUUCGAGUUAGGCUCUCAACUUAAACCAGUUUUUUGUCUAUAGCUGCAGCGGAUUAGAACGACGAUGAAUAGUACGAGGUUGUCGACUUUCAAGCAGAAGUCGUUCACGAUGGAGUCACUGCCACGACCGACAUCGUCAACGUUUCGCGGGAAGAAAGAAAAGGUGGUGUUCGUGGUGGGUCCCACGGGGACAGGCAAGUCCAGGCUGGCGAUCGACCUGGCAACCCGCUUCCCGGCCGAGGUGGUCAACUGCGACAAAAUGCAAGUCUACAAGGGGCUCGACGUCGCCACCAACAAGGUCACCGACGCUGAGCGCCGCGGCGUUCCCCACCACCUGCUCGGCGUCAUCCACGACCCGCUCGCCGAUUUUGCCGCCGCCGACUUCUGCCACUGCGCCUCGCGCGUGGCGAAAUCCAUCAUCGCACGCGGCCGCCUCCCCAUUGUUGCCGGGGGGUCGAACUCCUUCGUCGAGGCGCUGGUCGACGGCGAAGACGCUGAAUUCCGGUCCCAAUAUGAUUUCUGCUUCCUCUGGGUCGACGUGGCGCUUCCGGUUUUGUACGAGUUUAUUUCCGACCGGGUCGAUCGGAUGGUCGACUCCGGUUUGGUAGAAGAGGUUCGGGCAGCGUUCGACCCGAAUGAUCGGGAUUACACGCGCGGGAUCCGACGCGCGAUCGGCGUUCCCGAAUUGGAUGAGUAUUUUAGAUCCGGAGGCCGAAGCGCUGCCCUCAUGGAGGCGGCAGUAGAAAAGAUCAAGGAGAACACGUGUCGGCUGGCUUACCGGCAGUUGAAGAAGAUCCAGCGGCUGAACGGGCAGUUGAAUUGGAGCAUGCAUCGGGUGGAUGCGACGGAGGUUUUUCUCAGAAGCGGAACGCCGGAGGCCGACGAGAUCUGGGAGGAGCUGGUGGCCGGACCCAGUGCCGUAAUUGUCGAUCGGUUCCUUCAGCGGGAUGAAAAUUCGGUUUCGAAAACGACGGAGGUGGUGGAGGACCACGCGGCGGCGGUUGGAAUUCCUCUGCCCGCUAUGGCAGCGGCGGCAAGGCUAACCCUGUAGAGGGAGCGGGGGAGAGUGAUAAAAUGGAAGGAGUUAGAUGGGGCCCACAGAAUCAGGGGCAGUAUUACAUGCCUGUGCCACGUGGAUAGUAAUAACACUGCGCUGGGUUAAUUAGUUAAUUAAUUUGCUUGGAGGGAGGGAGGUAAAAUUUGUUGGUGCUCUUAAAUAAAUAAAACUUAAAAAG
Molecule: messenger RNA, 1487 nt
Organism: Linum trigynum
Lineage: Eukaryota; Viridiplantae; Streptophyta; Magnoliopsida; Malpighiales; Linaceae
Source: the annotation of a GenBank genome assembly